AUGUUUGGAUUUUUCAAAACGGAACGAAACGCCAGGAGACACGUGAACAUUUUCAGUGUACUCGUGGUCCUGGCAGCGCCAGCGGUGGCGGCGGAGGCGGUGGGGCAGACGGACGAGGAGUUCGUGGAGUCGCUCAUCUACUGGGGCAUCACCGCCGUCAUCUACCUCUUCGUUGCACCCCCACUGGUGUACGGGUAUCUGCGCCUGCGGUGGUUCAACCGCUCCACCAUUGAGACGUUCUUCCAGUACUACCUCAUGUUCGCCUUCUUCCCCGCGCGCCUUCCCCGGUACCCUCUGCCAAUGUCCCCCUUCCCCACCGUGCCCUGCCAGCAUGCUGCUGUGGUCGCCAUUCAUUAA
Molecule: messenger RNA, 357 nt
Organism: Closterium sp. Naga37s-1
Lineage: Eukaryota; Viridiplantae; Streptophyta; Zygnematophyceae; Desmidiales; Closteriaceae
Source: the annotation of a GenBank genome assembly